Messenger RNA from Coregonus clupeaformis (lake whitefish), 1628 nucleotides. It is a transcript of the gene dusp1, whose product is annotated as dual specificity phosphatase 1. The record is from RefSeq and is a predicted model, not a curated record. The coding region runs from base 275 to 1411 and encodes 378 amino acids. Gene Ontology annotation, biological process: negative regulation of p38MAPK cascade; endoderm formation; protein dephosphorylation. The transcript is spliced from 4 exons. Gene Ontology annotation, cellular component: nucleus; cytoplasm. NCBI's taxonomy places the organism in Eukaryota, Metazoa, Chordata, Actinopteri, Salmoniformes, Salmonidae. Gene Ontology annotation, molecular function: protein tyrosine/threonine phosphatase activity; MAP kinase tyrosine/serine/threonine phosphatase activity.
AAUAAUACUUUUAUAAACAAGAAACAACCAAAGAAAAUACACCCGAGAAGAGGGACGGAUUGUUAAUUUUUUAUUCUAAAUUUAUUCAUUGUUACUGAUUUAUUUAUCUCUCAGUUUACCUUCAUUUUGGGAAAACCUCAAAUAAGCUAAGGAGAACAAAAUAACAUUCAACUGUUUCAAAAUAAGAAAUCUACUUGUGACUUAAAAGAAGAAAACCUCACAAGUGUUUAGUGACACCGACCACCCAGGGGUUUCUUUGCCUUUUCCACAGCCUAUGUAUUUGGAUUUGGCAUUUUCCGCCCGCCGCCCUCCUACUAUGGUGAUCAUGGAAGUCCCCAGCAUCGAUGCCGUGUCCCUCCGCGGGCUGCUGGAGGGGGAAGACCCGGGCUGUCUGGUCCUGGACUGCCGCUCAUUCUUCUCCUUCAACUCCUCUCACAUCUCCGGGUCCACCAACGUCCGCUUCAGUACUAUAGUCCGCCGGAGGGCCAGAGGGGGGCUGGGGGUGGGACACAUCGUGCCCAACGAGGACACGCGGAACCGGCUUCUCUCAGGGGAGUAUCGGUCAGUGGUGUUUCUGGAUGAUCGGAGUUUGGACUUCGGCCAAGUGAAGAAGGACGGGACUCUAAUGCUCGCCGUGACAGCUCUGUGCCGAGACCCGUGUGGAGCCAGUGUCUUCUUUCUCAAAGGUGGUUUUGACACGUUCUCCUCGGAAUAUCCAGAGAUGUGCACCAAGCCGUCAGCUCCACAGGGACUGAGUCUGCCCCUCAUCGCCCGGCCAGACAGCGCCGACCCCGGCUGCAGUCCAUGCAGGACACCGCUUUAUGACCAGGGUGGUCCAGUGGAGAUCCUUCCCUUCCUCUACCUGGGCAGUGCCUACCAUGCCUCCAGAAAGGACAUGUUAGACAUGCUGGGUAUCACUGCUCUUAUCAACGUGUCAGCUAACUGCCCCAACCACUUUGAAGAGUCCUUCCAGUACAAGAGUAUCCCUGUAGAGGACAACCACAAGGCUGACAUCUCCUCCUGGUUCAACGAGGCCAUAGAGUUUAUCGACUCCAUCCGUAAUAAAGGCGGCCGUGUGUUUGUCCACUGCCAAGCCGGCAUCUCCCGCUCCGCCACCAUCUGUCUGGCCUACUUGAUGAGGACCAACCGCGUGAAGCUGGACGAGGCCUUCGAGUUCGUCAAGCAGCGGCGCAGCAUCAUCAGUCCUAACUUCAGCUUCAUGGGCCAACUGCUGCGGUUUGAGUCCCAGGUCCUGGCUACGUCGUCCUGCUCGUCGGAGGCCGGGAGUCCUGCCCUGGGGAAGAGCAGUACGGUCUUUAACUUCCCAGUGUCUAUCCCCAUCCACGGCUCUGCUGGACAUGGACAGCUCUCCUUCCUCCACAGCCCCAUCACCACCUCACCCAGCUGCUAAGGUGGAGAGUAGGAUCAUAUGGAGGGUUGUCUGUCUUAGCCUGGACUUGAACUGUACUGUCACAAUACUGGUAGUGCCAGGGUAGUGCCAGGGUAGUGCCAGGGUAGUGCCAGGGUAGUGACAGGGUAGUGAGUGACAGGGUAGUAACAGGGUAGUGCCAGGGUAGUGCCAGGGUAGUGCCAGGGUAGUGACAGGGUAGUGCCAGGGUAGUGCCAGG